Molecule: messenger RNA, 863 nt
Organism: Thalassophryne amazonica
Lineage: Eukaryota; Metazoa; Chordata; Actinopteri; Batrachoidiformes; Batrachoididae
Gene: cbln20
Product: cerebellin 20
Exons: 4
Coding region: 1-672 (223 amino acids)
Molecular function (GO): protein binding
Source: RefSeq, a predicted model, not a curated record
AUGAGAGUUCUUGUGGCCCUCUGUCUGCUCGCAGCAGCUUGUGCUAAAAAAAACUCAUUAGAUGACGUGGAUUUGGGGCGUAAAAAUCCCAACCUGGGCAAUGAGUGUAAUUUGAGUAAGGCAUCCUGUAAGUGCUGUCUGAUGCAACAGCGGAUACACAACAUGUCGGCAGUCUUUAAUAAAACCCUCGCUGAGCUGGAAGAAAAACUGAAGGAGAACAAACAAAUCUUCAGGAAACUGAAUGAGAGUCGUACUGCCUUUUCAGUUGCUCUAACCGAUGAGCAAACAUGUUAUACAUCCAUUAACGACAGCCAGAACCUCAUCUACAAGCAAGUCUUCAUCAACCUGGGAGGCGGUUACAACAUGACCACUGGUAUCUUCAGGGUUCCCAGACGUGGCGUCUACACACUCGCCCUCACUGCCUUCAGUGAUGAGGGGGCCUCUGGUAUGGAGUUCAAAGCCUGUGUGAAGUUACAGGUGAACGGGACAACAGUAGUUUGGCCGGGGCAGAGAAACAGCCACGAUCACAAGGACAGCGCCACUACUGUCAUUGUCCUGCAUCUGAGGGCUGGAGACAAUGUGGCUGUCAAUCUGGGCAAGAACUGCUCGCUGUGCCACGACUACAACCACUACAACACAUUCAGUGGAUUCCUGUUGUAUGACACUGAGUAAACUAGUAAAGUGUAGCAGCAGAAACCUUUUAGACAUUAGAGUCUGACAGAUGUUCAAUUCAUCUCAUCUAUGUUUGACUAUUCUGAGUUUGAACCUUGUCCUUGUUCUGCAACAUAAUUUUUACAUCGACUACUGUGUUGAAUGUGACAAAUAUUGCUGGAUCUGUGAACAUACACAAUAAUAAAGCAAGA